This is a messenger RNA of Hansenula anomala, 1473 nucleotides long. Its product is annotated as Zn(II)2Cys6 transcription factor domain-containing protein. NCBI's taxonomy places the organism in Eukaryota, Fungi, Ascomycota, Saccharomycetes, Phaffomycetales, Wickerhamomycetaceae. Bases 1 to 1473 code for a protein of 490 amino acids. Gene Ontology annotation, molecular function: zinc ion binding; DNA-binding transcription activator activity, RNA polymerase II-specific. Gene Ontology annotation, biological process: regulation of transcription by RNA polymerase II. The record is from RefSeq and is a predicted model, not a curated record. The transcript has a single exon.
AUGGAGAUGGAGAUGAUGACGAACUCACCAGCUAUAUCAAAAACUAGAAGAAAUUAUAGAGCUUUAGUACCAAAGUCUUCUAUUGUCAAUGUUGAUAUUGAAUGCAUGAACAAGCCAAAGCAAAAGAGAUCAAGGAAUGGUUGUUUAAAUUGCAAAAGAUUAAAGAUUAAAUGCAAUGAGAAUAAGCCUGAAUGUGAAUAUUGUGUUCAAACAGGUAAAGAAUGUGUUUACAAGGUUCCCAAUAGAGUUCAAAAAUCAAGAAAAGAAAAUCAAAUUUCUGCUAUUUCUAAUGAGCCAUUACAAAAACUAAACUCAGUAGCGUUUCAAUUAAACAUUUCAAAAUUAGAAUUACAAUUGUUGAAAUUUUACAUUGAUUUUGGUGGGAAUUUUUUUUCAAUGAAAGAUUUUAAUAAAGAUUCUUAUUAUUUUUGGCGUGAUGAUAUUCCAAAAUUAUGGUGCUCUUCAGAUUUGAUUAAAAAUGCAUUAUAUACAAUAAGUAGUGCAAGAUUAUUAGCAAAUUAUGAUUUUGAUACAAGCAAAGAAAUCUAUAUUGAAGUUGAAGAUCAAACUUCAAUUCCAAAGACGCCAUAUAAAGUAAAUUUAAAUAAUCAAGCAAUGAAGUAUAUGAAAGGAACAUUGGAACUGAUUGAUAUGUAUCAAAGAAUGAUUGAUGAUGAAACGAUUAAUUUAGAGGAAUCAAAAGAACUUUUAGGUCAAUUAUUAGUUGCCAAAAAAUUAUGUACAGGUUCAAGAGUGAUUUUACCAAGACCAAGAAAUAACCACAAGUUUACCAAUAUCAAAGAUAGUUACCUAUUGGAGCUUAUGUAUUCAACUAAUAAGUUUCUCAUUGGAUUUGGUAAAUAUGGUUCAAUGGUUAAAGAAACUCAAUAUUCAAAAGUUUUCGAUCCAGAAUUAAUACCACCAAGAGAUUAUAUUGAAAAAUUUCAAAAUCUUAAACUUGGAAUCAUUAAACACCUUGAAGAUUAUAUUAAUGAAAAAGCUGAAGGAUUUGACGUUUCACAAAUUUCGUAUCAAACGGCCAUUUCUAGGUUAGAGAAUUCAUGUUUUCAAACUUUAUAUUUCACUUAUACAAUGGCACUAUUUAGAGGAAUAGUUUAUAUGUCAAGUGAUAUUGAUUAUGUUCACUUGUUAGAGCAAGGUGACCAUAUUGCUAUGAAGAUUAUGUUUUAUACAUGUUGUUUGAAUUCAAUAUUCCAUUGUCAUUCUUAUCAUAGAUCAGGGAUUCAUAAUGAGUUUUUAGAGUUCUAUGUGGAUUAUGCAAAGGAGAAGUUCGAUGGAGGUUGGGAAGAUGAUGUUGAUAAAAACAUUUAUGGUUGGGUGGAAGCAAGGGCUAGAUCUAAUUAUGGAUUUUCUUUGAAUGCAAUUGAGCAUGUUUCUGAACCAGUUGAUAAUUAUUUGGGAGAUGAUAAUAUACUACAAAUUUCAAUACUUGAAACUGAAACCUCAAAUUGA